CAAUUUAGCUCCCGAGCCUUAACUACCGAACAAAUUAUUCUCUUCUUCCAAGCCAACCAAACUAAAUAUCAACCCGCUACUUUAAGAAACCAAAAAAAUGCCCUAAAAUCUUAUGCUCAAUUUCAGCAAAAGUUUAUUAAUUGGAAGAAGAGAAUAAUUUGUUCGGUA
This is a messenger RNA of Funneliformis geosporum, 168 nucleotides long. Lineage: Eukaryota; Fungi; Glomeromycota; Glomeromycetes; Glomerales; Glomeraceae. The record is from the annotation of a GenBank genome assembly.